CCCAAGCGCCGCCGCCGCGUCGUCACCAAGGCCUACCGGGAGCCCCUCAAGAGCCUUCACCCCAAGAGCCGGAAGCACAUGCGCCAGUCGACGACGGAGCACACGCGCCAAACCUUCCUGCGCAUCCAGGAGCGGCAGGUCCAGUCCAAGCGCAAGAAGGGCGGCCCUAACUACGACCGGCCUCUGACGCAGGAGGAGCUGCUGGAGGAGGCCAAGAUCACCGAGGGGAUCAACCUCCGCUCNNCAGAAAACUACGAGCGCCUGGAAGCCGACAAGAAGAAGCAGGUCCAGAAGAAGCGGAAGUGCGUGGGGCCCGUGAUCCGGUACUGGUCUGUCACCAUGCCCCUCGUCCCGGAGCCAGGCAAGGAAGAGAACGUGGACGUGGAGGGGUUGGACCAAGACCCUCAGCAGGCUGAAACAGCUCCAGCCCCGGCUCCGGCAUCCGCCGGGAAGUGCUCCCGCACCUUCAUCUCCUUCAGCGACGACGAGACCUUCGAGCAUUUCUUCCCCAAAGCGAAACCCCCACGGUUA
This is a messenger RNA of Eurypyga helias (sunbittern), 531 nucleotides long. RefSeq names its product vacuolar protein sorting 72 homolog (S. cerevisiae) (gene VPS72). Gene Ontology annotation, molecular function: ATP-dependent H2AZ histone chaperone activity. The annotation marks the transcript as partial. Gene Ontology annotation, biological process: chromatin remodeling; regulation of DNA-templated transcription. The transcript is spliced from 5 exons. Gene Ontology annotation, cellular component: nucleus. The record is from RefSeq and is a predicted model, not a curated record. Lineage: Eukaryota; Metazoa; Chordata; Aves; Eurypygiformes; Eurypygidae.